AUGCGGCCGUCCUCCCUGUUCACCGUCUUCUUGUUCUUCCUCGCCGUAAAUUCAAUCCCUCCAGAUACCUCUCUUCGACGCCCUGAGAUCAAUUCGUAUGCAGCCCUCGGGGACUCCUAUGCUGCCGGAGUUGGAGCAGGCACGAUUCGAUGGCCCCCUCAUCCCGACUUUGGAUGUGGGCGCUAUUCAGACUCCUAUCCAAGACAAGUAGCCAACCACUCUUGCUUGAAGGUGGAAGAAUCGAACUUCAAGAACCUCGCAUGUGGUGGCACUGCCAGCUCAGCUGUUUUGCGCAACCAAGUUCCCUACAUUCGCGGGUCGGAUUUGGUCACCAUUACGGUUGGUGGAAACGAGGUCGACUUUUCCGUGAUUCUCAAUGAAUGCAUCUACCACUGGAACCCGACUUCCACUUGCGAUGCUGAACUGGUGAAGGCGAGAAUGCUGAUUGAAUCCGCUGUGCUGUGGAAUAAUCUUGACGGAGUCAUUUCCGGGGCUAUCAAACAACUGAAGCCCAAUGCAUUGUUGCUCAUAACGGGAUACGCGAGGUUUUUCAACGAGGAAACUGCCUUUUGUGAUCACGCCACAUUCAGUCAGACGAAACCAUUGGACUACUUGACCAAGUCCAAGAGGAAAGCGCUGAAUCAGCUUGUGAGCAUGUUGAACGAUGUGAUUCAGGCGAUGGCGGAAGUCCACGGCGCUGUUUACGUUGAUCUCGACAAAGCGUUUGAGGGGCAUCGUUUCUGCGAGGAAGGAGUCAAAGAGCCAGACAUUGAAAGGAGUGAGACUUGGUUCUUCAACCUGUCCCCUCCGGACACAGGUACGACUGAGAUAGAACGCAGCUUACAGAUACAAGCGGGGGGGUUGGAAGUGGAUGAGUUGGAGGUAGGGACCAGCGAUAUUCUCCCAAUAAAGAAGUGGAGGACAUUUCAUCCAACGAGUCUGGGGCACAAAGGUAUCUCGGAGCAAAUUGUGAGGGAGGUGUUGGAUCGAUCAGGAUCCGCUCGAUGA
Molecule: messenger RNA, 1008 nt
Organism: Rhinocladiella mackenziei CBS 650.93
Lineage: Eukaryota; Fungi; Ascomycota; Eurotiomycetes; Chaetothyriales; Herpotrichiellaceae
Exons: 1
Coding region: 1-1008 (335 amino acids)
Molecular function (GO): hydrolase activity, acting on ester bonds
Source: RefSeq, a predicted model, not a curated record